This is a messenger RNA of Dermacentor andersoni, 4712 nucleotides long. RefSeq lists its product as uncharacterized. NCBI's taxonomy places the organism in Eukaryota, Metazoa, Arthropoda, Arachnida, Ixodida, Ixodidae. The record is from RefSeq and is a predicted model, not a curated record.
GAAAGCGUCUCCGAACUGUUUCGCCGCAGGCGUGUGCACGCUCGUUUGUUUAUGUCUUGACUGUGCGAUUAUAAGUCGCUGUACGCUGGUUUUCGGUAUGGUGAGCGGCAAACUGAGAUCAAAAAAGCUGUUCCUCGCAGUGGACGAGACGUGAAAGUCAAAACAAACGCGAAGCAAAUUUACAAGGGCUAGGCAGCGGAAUCUCUUCUCAACCGUGGUAAGACGCGUAACCAUUAGCUUAACCGCCGUCCAGGCUGUCCAUGCGACAAGGGUAUAACUCAACGAAAGAUGCUGCCAGGAGCGCUGCUUUCGGUAUUUACGAUCAACGCCGUCGCUCACGCCGGCGACUUGCCGGCUCACCGCAGUUCAUCUAUAAGUGGCUUGUGCGAGGUGGCCGAUCUUGAAUUCGACGUCGGCAGCCACCGCUUAUGUGUCCACGGCGGCGCAUCGAGUACGAACACAUGUACGAAGCUGAAGCCGUCGUGGGAGAUGGUGGACGGAGCUCCCGAAGCAAAGAUGGACUCUCUUUUGUGCGACCAAGUUUUCGAAAUUGGAUACUUCUUCAAGUUCAAGGAGCACCAGUCACCAGGAAUGUUUCUUCGAAACGUGCCCAUACCGCUGUUCAAAGCGCUCGACACAGAUGCAUCAUCAAAAGCCGCAGGCGAUCAAGGAGUAGUGCUACCGGCAAUUGAACAUGCGGAGAGCGGGGUGAUCGAAUGGGACACAAACUUUUUUCUUGAAUCCUCCCUCAAUAAGAACCAGCUGAUACAGGCAAUAGCAAGGGGAUGCAAUGUCUUGCCACUUGACAAGCGCCUGUCAGCUGUCAACAAGACUCUGUGCUUCAGAAAAGCCUACUUCGGGGUGCCAGAGCUAAGUGACCAAGAAGCAGCCAAUGUACUGUUGGGAUUUGUAGGGAGGGUCAAGGAAACGCUUGCCAUUCACAAGCCAAAGCCAGAUCCCAAGCGUCAUCCAAGAAUUGGACUGGCAUUACCUCUUUUACACUUCAGAGCAACAAAUUAUGUGCUGCCAGAUUACAGACGUACAAUUGUGAAGAAGAUCUCUGGCUUUGCAAAGGCCGUGGAAAUCGACUACAGCCGUUUGUCACUAAAAGAACAGGUGAUGCAGACACAAGACCUUGAUGUGGUGCUUGUAGCUGGCGGCGAUGCAACCUCACUGACCAGUGCCCUUUACCUGCCGCCAUGGGGAGUGGUUGUAAGGCUUAGCGAAGAAACUAGUGGGAAGAAGAAGGAAGACCCCGUCGAAAAUCUUUUGGAAUCGCGGGGCGUGCUUCUCACAGUGACUGCAUCUCCGGAAGCAAGCAGAAGCCUCAACGACGUACCAGUGUUUGGCGACAACACCAUCUCCAACAUUGAACACGUCUUGCGUAAAGCAGUAGCCAUUGUUCAGCAUAACCUGCAGAAACUCUGACAUUAGCUCUGGAAUUUCUUGUCUUGUGCCUACCUACAUGGCAACAUAUGCUCAUGGCAAGAUCAGUUCGAUGUUAGAACAACAGCUGCAUAAUUUAGGACAGGAGAGGUGGUACUUCGAAACUUCACCCUGUUAAUGUGCAUGGCAUGUGAUUUAAGUGCAGCAAUGUUCCAGAGGCAGUGCAAUAACUCUUACAGCAUACACUGUGGCAUGCAUUGAGUUUCCCACAAUAAUUACUAGAGGGAAGUCUGGCAUUGCACUUGUUCAGCCACCAUGAGCAUGCUGGGUAGUACAUGCAUUUGACUCAUCUUUGCGCUUGUGGAUUCAGACAUUGUUUAUUACGCUUAAGCUGCCUUAAUUUCCCUAAAUUUCAAAGCGACCCAUACUUUUCUAACUGAUGAAGACUCGGCGAACACGCACAAACUGCAGAAGUUGAGCCUGUCAGGGUCGCCAAAUCGAAAUGCGCUGGCUUGCCUGCGAGAAAUUCAUAAAGGCGCUCUAUGCCGCUUCGUGGUGCAAUUUCUGCCGCAACGUGUGCUUAUUUGCUGAUAGUUUGAAUUCCAGCCUAAUUAAUUUGGUGUACUAUUUAUGACCAUUACAACCUCAGUGAAUAUUUCACCAUGCUGUGCCGCUUACAGUAGAUCUAAUGGACAGUGGUAGAUAAAGCCCAAUCUUCAGCUGCCAGCGCUUCAGUUGCGAUAUAUGGUACAUUCCAGCCCUUAUUUCAGCUGCUACACUGAUGUGACACAAGAGAAAUUGGCCCACUGCAUCCAUGCACUUUUCGAGAAGGAAAACAAAGUUAAAUUUGACAUCACAGCCACCAUUGCAUAUAACUUGCUCGACAUGCAUCCAUCCAGUAAGCAACACUGGCAAGAAUUAUAUAGUGCAUUUCGUUUUUCUGCUUUACCGAGUGCACUGCAAAGACUUGGGAGGUUAGCAAUAUUUUCUCUUUUUCUUUACAACCCGUCGUUUCUGUGCAAUAACCUGUUUCGACAGCCUAGCUAGAACACCUCUUGCAGUGACAGCUCGAACUAAUAUGCAAGCUAACUCCAUUGCAGUGAGGAUGUAAUUUUAAGUUCUGCACUAUGUGUUCAGCAACAAUAGCAUAUUCAUUAAUUUUACAAUGUGUGUGUCCUAACAUUUAUUGAGUGCAAGUAACAGCCUAAGAAGCCAGCAUGUGAUGCCGUCUCAAAGGAAUUAUUGCUUGCCGAUUCACUGUUAGUGUCGCCUUAUUUUCUUACCACGAUGUGAAUCGCAGAAGAGACACAUGCUCGGUUGCUCUUGACUGCUGAAGCCAAGUUCUCAAAGCAAGUUUCAGUGCCCUGCUUAAAUGAUUAAGUUGUGGUGUUUAACGUCCCAAAACUGCACAGUGGCUUAUGAAGGACGCUGUAGUGGAGGGUUCGAUAUUGAUGUUGACCAUGUAUGCUGCAAACUGCAAUACCCACUGCAACAAUUUUAGACCAGACAAAAUUAAGCCUAGUUUAGGUAGUGUAGAUGUAGAGGAGCCCGAGUGAAAGCAUCACUUGCACGAAAAGCUCACAAAUAUAGCAGUUUUUGAUGCAGAAACUGAAAAAAAAAUGCACCAUUACCACUUGCCAGAAGUGACGCAUGACCUAGAAUACGCAUCUUCUUUGCGUGACUUCCGAGGUUAGGCAGCUGUCAGUGACGAGCUGAACAAUCUCGGAGGUGACAUGCCGGGACUUAUGUCAUAGGCACCAACUACCAGGUUCAUGAGUCUGCUUAGGUGCUGUUUAGAGGCUGCUGAUAAGAAAAUUAUACAAUCACCAGUCCUGCAGCUUCGCUUCAGUGGUAUAUACCACUCGAUUCUAACCAAUUAAGCCAAAGUUAGACUUCAUUGCAGUUGGCCCUCAACGUAUUCUGCUUCUUUUGGUGCUGUGUAUUCAUGUCACAUUUGAUCCCUAAACCCCAGUAAUGGUGUGGUUUCCGAACUUGACCACUUCAUCUCGGUGAAAUAGGUGUGUACUCGCAAAUGGGCAUCCUUCUGCAACUUUAAACAAUAGAAAUGGUAGAAAUAGGUAGAAAUGCUUGUUGCAGUUUUGUUGGCAUCGCACUGAUACUUAAAAAUGUUUCUGCUUGCAGUAGGGCUCAGCUGAAUUUAUAUGCAUAGCUUAGGCUUAAAUCUCGAGACUUUUACAUAUAUAUGUGUUCAUACUGAAAGCCUGACAUAAGAGUGCAUCACUUUUUCACUCGUGCCAGCUUGGUUGAGCAUUCGCCUUGAAACAAACUGCAUGGUGUGUGAAAAAUGCCACCAUUCUUUUUCUUAAACCUGAAAGAAGCUUUCUCGUAGUUAAAAUUGAAAAAAAUUUACUGAUGAUUACAAUACUCCCUAAUGAGAAAUUUGAGCGCAGCUCUAUACGUGUUUUUAUUUUGCGAUUUAUUGGCUGGUGCGGGCAAUCUGUCUCGUGCGGUACAUUGCGAACGGAGGGAAGUGUUGCAAAUCAAGUAACACUUGAGCACAAUGAUAGCACCUAGCAGAUUCGGCAAUUGUCAAAAAUCUAAUCUGCUGGUCAAGCGCAGUGGCUUUUAUACAAGACUCGUCGAAGGUUCCAGAGUGAUAGCUGCUGCCUGUGUGGCUUCCACAAAGUACUACACAAUUCGAAUCACGCAACAGUCGCAUUACAAAAAGUUUUGGUGACAACAGGUAACAGAGAGAACUGUUGAUAACAUUCGAGAAACUUCUAAAAAAUGUGUAACAUUUUUUAGCUGAUGAAAAGUAGCAACUGAAGACAGAUAAAGAAGUGAACAGAUGACGUGCGGUAUUCAGGAGCCACCUCAUGGCGAUCGUCGCAGAACAUGUCAUGCUCACUCGGUUACGCCACUGACGCACCUCGCAGUAAUGGGUCAUUAAGAGCUUCGCUCUAAAAAAAAAAAAAACUGUUCUGUAUGUUAGGAGCAUACACUGCUGUGACCAUAAACACGCUCCAUUUACUAAAGAGCUGGUUAGUUUGUGUGUUUUUUGCCUUUAGAUAAAGGUUUGUUUCAUUUUUAGGCUGUCACUUGCUAUGUAUCAAAUGUCGAUAUGACUGUUUUUACCUCAAGUGUUACGCCUAUGUUUGUGACCACAUUUAGCGUUGUUUUCUUGUCUGUUUUUUUUUUUUUUUUUUCGUGUCUACAUAUCAGCAUAUCUCAGGGAAAGUUUACACCCAUGACUUUUUGCUCCGACAAGAGAAUACACUUUUUAACUGAGGGACACCUUUACAGUCCACGUUUCUUUGGGACCAAUUUUAUACAAUGAGCAAUAAAAUAAACUUGUAGACUUCAAA